Funneliformis caledonium is the source of this 180-nucleotide messenger RNA. The record is from the annotation of a GenBank genome assembly. Lineage: Eukaryota; Fungi; Glomeromycota; Glomeromycetes; Glomerales; Glomeraceae.
AUGACAGAAGAAGAUAAAAGUAAUAAUCAACAAGGCAGAUUAAAACCACCUAAUCAAGGAUAUCGUAAAGAUUAUAGACUUAAGGAUAAUGAAACAUUAGACAAUAAUGGUAUUGCAGCAAUUAUUAGACAAAUGAGUGACUUUUUUAAAGGAAUUUCUAAAGAAAUUAGGAAUGCUUGA